Podarcis muralis (Common wall lizard) is the source of this 3118-nucleotide messenger RNA. NCBI's taxonomy places the organism in Eukaryota, Metazoa, Chordata, Lepidosauria, Squamata, Lacertidae. The record is from RefSeq and is a predicted model, not a curated record.
CCGCGAGCGGCCGCCACGUGGUUCUCCGGGACGCAGGCGAGCCCCUGCGACGGCCGGCCCAAUGGGGCAGCUAGGAUGGAGCCAAGCCUUCGAGGGGGCGGCGCCCUUGGCUCCAGCUGGCACUUUCCCCGCGUCAUGUGAGCGGCAAGAGCGCUAGAGGCAGACCGAGCGCCAGCAGAGAAAGGAGCGCGACGUCGCUGGCAGCUGGGCGAUGGUGGAUCUAUAACCAGUAUUCAUAAUUUUCAGCUCGUUGGCAUAAUAGUUAUAUACAGCUAUCAAUACAUCUUUUUAUGAGGAGGCGGCAAACCAAUGGUCUCAGUAAAUCAUAGCAAACUGGUGUCUGCUUCAAGUCAGCUGACUGCUUCAGCUCCCAUUCAGUUAGCCAACGCUUCAGUUGCUCUCAAGCAUGAGAUGCCACCAUUGAAUUUGCUGCAGGAUUGCAGUGGGGAGCAGGCUUCUAACCCAUCAGCUACCUCCAACUUAAUCUGCACAUCAGAGACGGGUGUUUCGCAGUCCAAGGUAAAGAAGGAUGGGGAGAAACCACAGACCACUAUCUACGAAGCCUACCUCAGACUUCCUGAUUUUUGCCCGGAACUCUCCAGGGACUUUAGCCCUACACUGGAGGAGAUUGAGGAGUUCCUGAAUGAGAAAAUGGCAAUUCUCAAAGAUGAGCUGAAUGACCAGCAGCAGGCAGGAGGACAGCUUAAGAGAAAGUCUGAGAUCAGCUUGGGCAGCCCUGGGGAACAGUCUGUUCCUGUAGCUGUUCCGGAUGAAGGCCUUUCCAGCUCCGCUCAGUCAGGAGUGGUGGUUUCUGGUGGUACAGGCAUCCCAGGGACUGUGGGGGCUGUCCCAGUUGUCCUUCAGAUCCAGCCCAACCAAGCGAGUGAAGGCAACUCGCCAACCCAGAGCCCUGUUGGUGGUAUUAGGGUGGCUCAGUUGGUCAUCAAAAUGCAAGGGCAGAGCCUGACUGUUCUUCCCCAGGUCAUCCAAAGCCCUUCAACAGGCACAGAACAAAAAUAUGUACGGAUAGCCCCUUUGCCUGUGACGCUGAGGCCUGGAGUUCUUGGAAGCGUGAAGAAUGUGGAGGCCAGGGCCCCCAAAGCCUCCCCUCCUGUCAUCCGAGUCCACAAGUGCACACAUCCCGGUUGCACAAAGAUGUACACUAAGAGUUCUCACCUCAAGGCACACUUCCGACGCCAUACUGGAGAAAAGCCGUACACCUGUACUUGGCCCAACUGUGGCUGGAGGUUUUCCCGCUCGGAUGAGCUCUCUCGCCACAAGCGCUCCCAUUCUGGACUCAAGCCUUACCAGUGCCAAGUGUGUGAGAAGAAAUUUGCCCGCAGUGACCACUUAUCCAAACACAUGAAGAUCCACAAAGGGUCAUUCAGUUUGGGAAUCCGGACAGCUCAGGGUUGUGGUCAUAGCUGACUCUGCUUUUGCUGCCUUGCCAAGAACAUAAUUCCUGCUCAAGUGAGAUGACAAAUGCAAAUAUAAAAGACGGCUUUGUUUGGAAGGGAGGAAAGGAAUUGACUUGUGUAAAGUCUAUUGGAAAGACCAAAGCCUACUUCUACCUGAACAUGCCUUUCAAUCAGGACCUGCCUCCAAACAGGUCCCUGAUACUUGUGAACUCUUGUAAAACUUGUAAUUAAGUUUGUGGGAAAGAUGUGACAAUAAAGGAUGUUGGGGUGGGCAGGGUGAGAUUCACUGUUUAGAUCUGAAUUUUAGAAUAUGGACUGUUUAGGCCAAGGAUGGAAGAACCUUUGGUCUUCUAGAUUGUGUUGGGCUACAGCUUCCGUUAUUUCUGACCAUUGGCCAUGCUCGGUGAGAUUGAUGGGAGGUGGAAUCCAACAACAUCUGGAAGGCCACAGGUUCUCCAUCUAUGGUUUAGUCAUUUCUAAUGCUUUUUCCUGUGGUGUACACAUAGAACAGUAUUUGAAUGGGAGGGUGUGGGUUCUUUUGCAUUUCUUUCUGAGUUAGCAUCCUGCUUGAUCACUCAGCCACUGAUUCUGAAACUAUAACCAAUGCAAUGAAAUUACAGGUGAAAUAUUCACUAAAAUGGCAAAUCUCAAAGUUCAGAGCUUGAAUAUCAGUACCAGGAAAUCAUAUUUUCCCAAGUCUUUAUUUUCAGACUAUACCUCUCUAAAGCCAAAUUGGUUUCAUGGCAUUCAGUGUAAUUUGUUUCAGUUACAGAUAGGUAGCUGUGUUGGUCUGCCAUAGUCAAAACAAAAAAAAUUCCUUCCAGUAGCACCUUAAAGACCAACUAAGUUAGUUCUUGGUAUGAGCUUUCGUGUGCAUGCACACUUCUUCAGAUAGUGUAAUUUGUGUGAUGCGUAAUGGUUUGUCUUUAGGAAAAUGAAUUGCAUUAUGGAUUACUGUGAGUUGUUAUUCUAUAGCCCCAAUUUAAAUGUUUAUUCUGUGAGCUGUACACUGCUUGUGCCUGAGAAUGGGACUUGGGGUCCAAGACCUAACCUGUACACAUGUUAAUCCAUGGUGGGAAAUGUAAUCUGAUUUGUCUCUGAAAUAAGACAAACAAGAGUGUCCUGAGUCUGCCCCAGACUGUAAAGCAGAAAUGAGGAACCUCCAGAUUGCUGGACUACAGCUCCCAUUAUCCCUAGCCAUUAGUCAUGCUAGCAGGGGCUGAUGGGAGUUGAAGUACAAUAAAAGCCAGAGGGCCACAGAUUCCCCAUCCUUGCUAUGAUGUUUGGUGGUACAGCCUUAAGUAUUGCACACAUUGCCUAUGGUUACAAUUCUAUGCCACUUUGUUGAAAGUGAGCCCCACUGAAUACAAUGGACUUGUUUCUGAGAAGACAUUUAUAGCAUUGCACUGUAAAUGCCUCAGAUGCCUUUUGUUUGAACUUAUUUUGAGCAUUGUUAAUCCACCAGAGCUGUCAUUAUGGUUUGUUUUGCUUUUAUUAUUCAGGUUGCUUAACUUACCUUGCACCCAUGGAAUUCAGGGCUGGUUAGAGAGAGAGAGAGAGUGAUUGAUGCAAGUCCCAACACAGUCAGUCUCAUGACUGGGUGGGGAUUUAACACAGGUCUACCAUGGCAUUUCUGUGCGCUGCUCUGGUUUACCAGAAGCGGCUUAGUCAUGCUGGCCACAUGACCCGGAAGCUGUACG